AUGCGUCUCCAAUUCCUCGCCUUGGCCCUCACAUCCAUCGUGGGCAGUGCCAGCGCCGGCGAAAUAAACGACUAUUCCUGCCGCAACUCAAAUAACAGCAACCCCAUCGUCUUCCUGCACGGGCUCGGCGCAACCUUCUACGAAGACCUCAACUUCAUGCAAGCCUGGCUCCAGACGCAAGGCUACUGCACCUACGCCAAAACCUACGGCGACUACACCGGUUUUCCCUUCGUCGGCGGCUUAAAGCCCAUCGCGGACUCCGCGUCCGAGAUCGCCGCGUACAUCAAGGAGGUCAAGGAGGAGACGGGCGCCGAGAAGGUAGAUCUGGUCGGACACUCCGAGGGCGCAUUCCAGUCGCUGUAUGUGCCGAAGUUUGAGGACGGGAUUGCGGAGAUCGUUGAGCGGGUUGUGGCACUUGCGCCGCCGACGAGGGGGACGACUUUUAUUGGACUUUAUAACUUGGCAUAUAUCCUUGGUGAUGCUUCGAGGGAGCUUGUUGGGAAGGUGCUGAAGCUUUUUGGAUGUCCGGCUUGUGAUGAGUUGGGGCCUGAUGGUGACGCUGUGGAUAAGUUGAAUGAUGGGGAGCCCAUUGUGCAGAAGGGAAUUAAGGUUACUGUUAUUGCGUCAAAGUAUGAUGAGAUGGUGACGCCGACUACAACGUCGUUUGUGCAUGAGGAGGGCGUGAAUAAUGUCUGGGUGCAGGAUGUUUGUCCUGCGGAUCCGGUUGGACAUAUUGGGGAGGCGUACGAUUUGAAUGUCUGGAACUUGGUUAAGAAUGCGCUGGAUGAUCAGCCGGAUAGAGAGUUUUUUUGUGUGAUCGGAUCCCCGGGGAAGUAG
Aspergillus puulaauensis is the source of this 837-nucleotide messenger RNA. RefSeq names its product esterase/lipase family protein. The transcript has a single exon. The coding region runs from base 1 to 837 and encodes 278 amino acids. Gene Ontology annotation, biological process: lipid catabolic process. The record is from RefSeq and is a predicted model, not a curated record. NCBI's taxonomy places the organism in Eukaryota, Fungi, Ascomycota, Eurotiomycetes, Eurotiales, Aspergillaceae. Gene Ontology annotation, molecular function: lipase activity.